UGUUGAGUUUAUCAUUGAAGUUUUCAGUUCAAUUUUCAGUGCUCGUAAACGGUUGCCUAAACCACACCCUCGUAAUAGAUAUCAAUGUCGGUCUGGAUACAACCGAAACGCUAUAGACGCCGAAUAUUAUGUAUACUUUUGCUUUUCGUGGGAGCUAUCGUUGUAGCGUACGUCCACAAAGCAGACCGACCAUCGCAAAACUGCUUUCAAGAAGUGUUCGGUGACGACGGUGAUAAGCUGUUGGAAGAUGUGCAACAAAGCAUCCCGCAGCCAACAGAAGAUGGGCGUAACAUUUUCUUCCAUGAAACCUCCUGCUCAAAAGACGGACUCGUGCGCUUGAAUGCACGUCAGGCCUGUGCGAUCGAGUCGGCAGCGCGGGCCAAUCCGGAAUGGAACAUUUUCGUGCUGUUCGCGGCGCCGGUCGGUUUCCGGAAUCGCACGGCUCAGCCCAUCGUCGAGGCGUUGCUGGACUAUCGGAACGUACAUUUGCGUUACGUAAAUCUUACGACGUACGGAAACGAUACGCCGCUGGAAGAGUGGAUGCAAAACGGGGAAAUAUUUCGUUCGAAAUACAUGAACUCGCACCUGUCAGACGUGAUGCGCUACCUGACGCUAUACAAAUACGGCGGUACUUAUCUUGAUCUCGACGUCAUCGUCCGACGAUCGUUCGAGCAGCUCGCACCGAACUAUGCCGGUGCGGAAUCGGUCAAAUGGGUCGCUGCCGGUGUGAUGAACUUCGAACCGAAAGGACACGGUCACGAACUGGCUGAUAUGUGCGUUCGCGAUCUGCUGGCUAACUUCAACGGGCAGGAUUGGGGCAACAAUGGUCCCGGCGUAGUAACCCGUGUCCUGCGAAAGUACUGCGAAACUCACUCGACGGUUCAUAUGACCCGCGAACGAUGCCGUCACUUUACGGUGUAUCCGAUAAGUACCUUUUAUGCUAUCGGUUUCGAAGAUUAUAAGCAAUUUUUCGAAGAAAAAUAUCUCAACCAAGCCCUCGCCACACUGAAUCAAUCGAUAGCUGUGCACGUGUGGAAUAAGUUCAGUAAAAACCAUCCUGUCAUCGUUGGUUCGCGAGUGGCGUACGGAGUGCUGGCCGACCAACAUUGCCCCAAAGUAUAUCGAUCCUGUGGUCCUAUUUUUUAAUUAUCUUUGUGUAUUGUGGAUAUUCUUGUGUAUGGUGCUUUUCAUAUAUUUAUUCUUCAGCCCACUUUUACCAUGCACACGUGCUUUCAAUGGUGCUCCAAUGUGUAAACAUCUUUACAAUUUUAUCGUGUAUUUUAGUUUUCUUAAACCAAAUCAAAUAACGAAGAAUUUUCAUGCGUAAUUUCAUAAUGUUUUCCCAAAUCCAGCGCAUCACAUUAGGUAUCUUAAAUUAUGAUGAUUUUUAACUAUUAACAUAACAACAACCAAAAGUAUGUUUUAUUAAAAUAGUUCCCACUAACAAAGUUCAUUGCAAAUUGUUAUCAAACUCCCGAUUGUAUCUGUAGGAAAAAAGUAUUUUUGUAAUACGGAAAAAAAGAUACAGUUAUGCGAGUUAAUCAUACUCGAAAUGUUACUAUAUAAGGAAGAGUUUUGAAAAGGAAAACUAAAACCAAAAGUAAUAAUGAGCCGCUGGUACACUCAAAUCUCAGUAUUGGGCAUUGUGUUAACUGUUUAACAACAGAAUUUGUCCGCAAGAGCCCAGUAUUUUUAGUUUAUCUCCAGACAUUUAGCAUCAGUUUUGUUUUAUCAAAUAUGUAUAUAUUUUUAUGAAUAAACAAGAUUUUUGGCUUUUAUUGGUACUUAGAUAACUUUAGCGGUAACAAUGAAGACCAAAGUAAAAACACGACUAAAGA
This is a messenger RNA of Anopheles coustani, 1838 nucleotides long. RefSeq names its product lactosylceramide 4-alpha-galactosyltransferase-like. The coding region runs from base 85 to 1146 and encodes 353 amino acids. NCBI's taxonomy places the organism in Eukaryota, Metazoa, Arthropoda, Insecta, Diptera, Culicidae. Gene Ontology annotation, molecular function: alpha-1,4-N-acetylgalactosaminyltransferase activity. Gene Ontology annotation, biological process: glycosphingolipid biosynthetic process. The record is from RefSeq and is a predicted model, not a curated record. The transcript has 2 exons.